GUUGUUUUUUUUUUUUUAAAUUCUAUUUCGGUUGUGCAAUAUCAAAAUUAUAAUUUUUUGCUGUCUCCUUUGUUCUCAAUAAAGUAUGUAAAUAAAUGAUCAAACAUUUAUAAUUCAGCUGUACGUGCUGGUCUGUAAAAUUAUCACUCUUGCUGUACAUGCAUUCGGUUUAUUGGGUGCAUUUAUACCAAAAGUACGAAUACGGUUUGCGAUUGUGUGCACUUUGGACUUUCUCUUUUGUAGUGAAAAAUUGUUUAGAUCGAGUUCUUCGCUGAAAAUAAAGUCAAGAUUCACAUGAAAAUGAUUAAUACUGGAAAAUUGGCAGGACGAACACUAUUUAUAACAGGAGCCUCUCGGGGAAUAGGUAAAGCGAUUGCUUUAAAAGCUGCCCGCGAUGGAGCAAAUAUUGUAGUGGCAGCUAAAACUGCUGAACCUCACCCAAAGUUGCCCGGUACCAUAUAUACAGCGGCGGAAGAAAUUGAAAAGGCUGGGGGUAAGGCUCACCCGUGCGUAGUAGACGUACGUGAUGAAACACAGGUUAGAAAUGCAGUUCAGCAGGCGGUGGAAAAGUUUGGUGGCAUAGAUAUUUUGAUUAACAAUGCAAGCGCUAUCUCGCUAACUGGCACUUUGGACACUGAUAUGAAAAGAUAUGAUCUAAUGCAUCAGAUUAACACGCGAGGCACAUUUUUGGUCUCAAAAGUCUGUAUACCGUAUCUAUUGAAAUCCGAUCACGCCCAUAUUUUGAACAUAUCGCCACCAUUAAAUAUGAAUCCUAAAUGGUUCGCUCCCCAUGUCGCUUACACAAUGGCCAAGUACGGCAUGUCUAUGUGCGUUCUAGGCAUGAGCCAUGAGUUCCGAAAACAAAAUGUAGCGGUGAACGCUUUGUGGCCCCGUACAGCUAUACAUACUGCAGCUAUAGAAAUGUUAACAGGGCCAGGUAGCGCUGAAAUUUCACGUAAACCAGAAAUUAUGGCUGAUGCCGCUUACGCAAUUUUAAUCAAAGAACCCUCUGCAGCAACAGGUGUCUUUUACAUAGAUGAUGAAGUGCUAGCUGAAGCUGGUGUUACGGAUUUGAUACAGUAUGCUUGUGUUCCUGAAAAUGCCGACAAUUUAAUGGAGGACUUCUUUUUGGACAGCCCACUUGGGAAAAGUCUCACACAUAAGAAGGCGGAUGCCAACGCGUUAAACUCGGUUGUAAUACCGAAGAUUUUCAGUAAAUUACAAAAUGUGAUUUCUUCGGAAAUUGUUGCCAGCACGCAGGCUGUUUACCAGUUCAAUAUAACGGGAGAUGAGAAAGGCACUUGGUUUUUAGAUUUGAAAAACGGCAAUGGCUCCUGUGGUAAUGGAGCUCCCUCGGCGAAACCAGAUGCGGUGCUUACAAUGAAAUCACAAAAUUUUGUGGAUUUGUUUGCAGGGAAAUUGAAAGCAGCCCCGGCUUAUAUGGCAGGAAAAUUAAAAAUUAGUGGCGAUUUGCAAAAAGCUAUAAAAUUAGAAAAACUUAUGAAGGCAUUUAAAGCAAAAUUGUAACGUUCUUUUUUGUUAUGGUAUAUAUUCAUGUUUUUUAAAUGUGCUAAUAAAACCGAAAUAUUCAGUAGAUAGGAAA
Messenger RNA from Glossina fuscipes, 1603 nucleotides. RefSeq names its product hydroxysteroid dehydrogenase-like protein 2 (gene Hsdl2). Bases 295 to 1527 code for a protein of 410 amino acids. Gene Ontology annotation, cellular component: mitochondrion. NCBI's taxonomy places the organism in Eukaryota, Metazoa, Arthropoda, Insecta, Diptera, Glossinidae. The record is from RefSeq and is a predicted model, not a curated record. The transcript has a single exon.